AUGGGGGUGCUCAAAUUUCUUGCCGGUCGUGUGGCCUUGGUGACGGGGUCUACAGGUGGAAUUGGAGAAGGUGUGGCUCGGUCUUUGGCUCAGAAAGGAGCUAACAUUAUCCUCAAUGGUUUUGGAGAGGAUCGUCUUAUACAGAACUUGGUGAAGUCCUUCAAGAGUGAAUAUAAUGUUAAUGCUGUGUACAUUGGCGGAGACCUCUCGGACCCCAAAGAUGUGAAAGCUUUGUACGACGGUUCUCUAAAGUCAUUUCCUGGAGGGAUUGAUAUAUUGGUGAACAAUGCUGGAUUUCAGCAUGUAUGUCCUUUGGAGUCCUUCCCGUUGGACACUUGGAACAAAAUGAUCUCUGUGAUGUUGACAGCUCCCUUUCAGCUCACUCAGUUUAGUGUUGGAAACAUGAAGGCAAAAGGCUGGGGUCGAAUUAUCAACAUUGCAUCUGCUCAUGGACUGGUCGCUUCCCCGUACAAAACAGCUUACGUCACUAUAAAACAUGGGAUGAUGGGAUUCACUAAGACUGUGGGUAUAGAGACUGCAGGGUCUGGUGUCACCUGCAAUGCUAUAUGUCCGGGAUAUGUAGAAACUCCCUUAUUCAUCAGACAGGCAGAGGACCGAGCUAGAGAUCAAGGCAUCUCAAUCGAUGAUGCAAAG
Candidula unifasciata is the source of this 654-nucleotide messenger RNA. NCBI's taxonomy places the organism in Eukaryota, Metazoa, Mollusca, Gastropoda, Stylommatophora, Geomitridae. The record is from the annotation of a GenBank genome assembly.